GGCGCAACAUGCUGGAGGAAGACAUGCCCGCCUGGAAGUGAUAUAACGCUGAGAUUGUGGUUGGGUCGGUGAAUGGCGGGAUCACGACGCCACGUGGGUGUGAUGUGUGACGAUCGUGACUUAUUGUCACGUUAGGCGUCGAACGCUUUUGCUCUUACCGCGAUGGCACAGGGAAAGACAAAGGGCCUGCAGGCCAAGUCUGGUCCUUCAGCUCGCCAGGCAUCAAAGGCGGCUGCAGCUACGAAGAAAGGAAAACGAUAUAUUCCACCCAAAAAAGCUGUCCUUGUCAAGCAGGCUGCAAUGCACAAGAAUCUUUCGGCUAAAAUCAACAAGUCGAUAGAGCAGCAAAUGGUGUCAGCUGCCUCCGCUGGGAAGUUGACCAUCAUGAAAAAUGCCGGUCCCGAAGCGUCUGGUUCGAAGAAGUCAUGAUUCACCAUGUUGCGCACAUUGCUCAUUUGAAUGGAGCGCCGACUGGAAUCUUCCGAUGAUCUUUGGGUUUGUUGUUAUCUUGUCGGGUACGAAGGAGUUGGGUCGAGGCGCGUGGAUGCAGCGGACGACAAGCCUAUAUGCGCUUGGGGUACUAAAUCAUCCGACUCGGACGAAAGAGACGUUCAACUCCGCGAUAUUCAUGAAUAAUAUGAACUCCAUCGAG
Desarmillaria tabescens is the source of this 652-nucleotide messenger RNA. RefSeq lists its product as uncharacterized. NCBI's taxonomy places the organism in Eukaryota, Fungi, Basidiomycota, Agaricomycetes, Agaricales, Physalacriaceae. The transcript is spliced from 5 exons. The record is from RefSeq and is a predicted model, not a curated record. The coding region runs from base 163 to 429 and encodes 88 amino acids.